GGAUCAUGGGCAAAUACUCGGACGACUCGAACUGGGACGAUAUUGUGCCCCUGCCUCAAGAUGACGGCGGCCCCAACCCUCUCGCGGCCAUUGCAUACACGGACGAGUAUGCGGAAGCAAUGUCCUACCUCCGCGCCGUCAUGGCAAAGAACGAAAUGAGCGAGAGAGCUCUUAGCCUGACCGAAGACAUUAUCGACAUGAAUGCCGCCCACUACACUGUCUGGCUAUACCGCUCCGAGAUCCUCAAGGCCCUCAACGCAGACCUCGCCAAAGAGCUAGACUGGCUCAACGAAACCGCCCUCGCCCACCAAAAGAACUACCAGAUCUGGCACCAUCGCCAACUCGUCGUGGACCGCUUGGAUUCCUGCAAGGGCGAGGCAGACUUCAUCUCGCAAAUGUUUGAGCUGGAUUCGAAAAACUAUCACGUGUGGAGCUACAGACAAUGGUUGGUGCGCAGAUUCGAGCUCUGGGAUGAGGGAGAGUUGGAAGCGACGGAAAAGUUGAUUGGUGAGGAUGUGAGGAAUAACUCUGCUUGGAACCAUCGCUUCUUCCUUGUUUCUGGGAGUAAGCCGCCAAAGACUGCGGAUAAGGAUGUGAACCAGUCACCUUGGAACUAUCUCCGAGGAAUCAUCACUGCGGCCAAGAUGCUAUUGUCGUCACAACAGGACUUUGUCAAUGAGUUUGCAACUGUGGACCCUGAGCAUGAGGAUGCUGUCAAGUCUAGCCAUGCACUUGACAUACUUGCUGAGAUCUAUGCUGCUGAGAAGGAGCAGAGUGGCAAAGCUGUCAAGGCUUAUGACUUGCUGGCUUCCAAGUAUGAUCCCAUUAGAGCCAACUACUGGGCAUACCUCAAAGAUCAGUUGAGUGAGGGCCAAGUGGCCGCC
This is a messenger RNA of Aureobasidium uvarum, 884 nucleotides long. Lineage: Eukaryota; Fungi; Ascomycota; Dothideomycetes; Dothideales; Saccotheciaceae. The record is from the annotation of a GenBank genome assembly.